AUGUCGUCCCCUCAAUUUAGUAAAUAUCAUCACCACCACCACCACUCCCGUGCCACACCUCUCUAUUACCUGAUUGUGGUUAUCUUUUUGGUCAUUCUUUACACCGUUGGUCUCAUCAUGUGGAUUCGAGAUUACAACAACAACAACAAUUUGCACACCAAUAGUCUCUCCGAGUCUUUAUCUAUUGUUCAUGAAAACAACUCCUCUAAAUUAUUAUCAUGGUUCAAACGACAUCAUGUCCGAAUUGAUCAAUUAUACAAUCGAUACGAACCUCCUCCAAUUCCAACCCUCUUUCAUUCCUUCAAAUAUUCGACCUCUUUACAAAAUUCCGAACAUGAUGAUCCCAAUGGUGUGCCCAACACACAGAGCUUUUUCAGAGCCUUCACUUCUCUCUUUCACUCUUCCAAAGUUCCUCUUCAAUCUCAUUAUCAAUGUGUUUCACAUAAAGAAUGGAAUCGUGAAAGACAGAAUAUUCCAUAUACGAGUUGUCGAUUUGAGAAUAUUUGUAUCAAUCGGAGAGGAGAAUGGAUUCUUUACACCAAUUCCAAGCAUGCUCAUGCCAUGAAUAACACUUUUUGGGUGCACACAGGUGCCUAUUUUGCCAUUUCACUUAAAAUUCGAGUGGAAAGACCUCCCACACGUAUUGUGAACCAUCAAGGAAAAGUAGUAUUUUCGUUCACCGGUGAUCAUGCGUCCUCCAACAAUCAUGAUGAGGAUCAUGAUCACUACUGGAUGGUUCUUUCUGAACGAUUUAAAUGGGUUUCAGAUCCAACAUUGGUCUUCACACGACAUGCCAUGGCCAAUUUAGGACAUGCUUGGUUAGAUAAUUAUUUACCUUUAUUCAAUUUGAUGAUGAUCUUUGAGUAUGUCAAUCGAGAAAAUCAUAUUCUCUAUUUGGAUUUUGAACAACCUCAUGUGGAUCAAAUUGCUUCGAUCUUUUCCAAUAAGGAACCUCUUCAACAAUGUGUGAAUGAAUUUGGAACCUUUAUUGCAAAAGCACCUUGUCGAUAUUCUCCUCCUUUGGAUGCUGAAUUGGAACGAAAUGGAACUCAAAUUGAUACUUGUUUUUCAGCCGUACUGACUGGAAAUACUGGAUCGUUUUUUAAACACAUGGGUCGAAGAGAUCAUAUUUUACCUGCCUUUCGAAAUUAUUUACUCAACAAACUACAAAUUCCAUAUUCCAAAUUUAAAGAGCGUCAUAAAACUUUGGUCAUUGCUGUUCAAAACAAACCUUUACAUUCGAGCAAUAAGGAUGCAAUUAUUAAUGUGGAUCAGAUUGUGAAUUAUUUAACACAAAUGAAAGAACAAAUAUUGGAACAAGUGAAUGAAAGGAAUGUUCAGUUUGCUUAUGAGAAGAUUGAGAUUGUGAAUUUAAGGUUAGAGACCAUGUCUGUUGCUCAACAGAUUGAAUUUUUCACUACUUUAAAUGUUUAUGUGACCACACAAGGGUCAGCAUCGUACAUGUCACUCUUCAUGUAUAAUCCAAAUGCAGUGAUGAUUUAUGUACCAUUUUGUUUGAAAGAAUCACUCAUGUGCUCGGAUUUUAAUUUACACGUUCAUGAAACCUUUUCGAAUAUUCGAAUUGUUUCUCUUAUGAAUCAUCUCCAUUUAGUUCAGUGUGUCAUUGAGAAUUCAGAUCAAGGAUUUCCUGUAAAACCUCUCAAUGUCACCCCUAUUGAUUUCAAAGGAGAUUGUCAUGAAAAAGUUGAUCCUGAAGGACUGAAAGACCUUAUUGUCAAGUCUCUUCGAAGAGAAUUAUAG
Messenger RNA from Naegleria fowleri, 1761 nucleotides. RefSeq lists its product as uncharacterized. The transcript has a single exon. Gene Ontology annotation, molecular function: glycosyltransferase activity. The record is from RefSeq and is a predicted model, not a curated record. The coding region runs from base 1 to 1761 and encodes 586 amino acids. Lineage: Eukaryota; Heterolobosea; Eutetramitea; Acrasida; Naegleriidae.